AUGGCUGUGAUACACGAACAUAAUUCUUCCAAUUCGUAUGAUAGUGAUGAGACUCUGAAAAAUAGCGAUGAUAAUAUCACAGUGAUGUCAGUCGACGGUGAUGUCGGUUGCCCAUAUGGCAAAUUGAUCUUACUUGGGUACAAUGGAACAGUAGAAAACUGUAAAAAUUGUCCUCAAGAUCGGAAACAUCGCUCAAAAAUGGUUCUGAGGAAACGACUUACGGGUAAUGGCAUUAAAAAAGAUCAGAGUAGUUCAGUUGUAACUCCAUUGUCUCAACAUCAGAUCGUACGUGAUGUGUCAAGGCAUGUUGUUUUGUUUUCAUAUCAUCGUAACCAUACAGUUCUUGUGGAGUACAGCCCUGAUCCCACGAAAGAUAUGUUUCAGAUAGGUCGUUCUUCUGAAAAGCAAAUUGAUUUUACUGUAGUGGACACAUGGCUCGCUGCAAGUCCUUUUUCUUCAGAAGCUCAAAUUGAAAUACAACAUCAGAAUGGCCAACUGGAUGUUUAUCGAGGAGGAAUGGAUGCACAUUGCUGUGAACACAGAUCGAUACCUUCAACUAUAAGUCGUUAUGCAUGUCGGAUACAAAUUGACCGUAAUUAUCCUCAUCGAGCUUUUCUCUAUGCUGCAGGUUUCGAUAGUUCAAGGAAUAUUUUUCUUGGGGAAAAGGCAACUAAGUGGACAAAAAAUGAUGGUGAAAUUGAUGGCCUUACAACCAAUGGCAUUUUGAUUUUGCAUCCUAAAACUAUGCAAAAACAGAAUUCAAAAAUUGGCACAGAUAAUCAUUUGGCAAUGUUUGCGUGGCAUGAAGUUUCUGUUGGUGGUGAUGUAUACAAUUUAAGAGAAACACGAUCAUCGACUAGAAGAGGUGAAUUGUUAACAAAUGAAACUAAUGAACUACAGGAUGGAACGCUAAUUGAUCUAUGCGGUGCAACGCUUUUGUGGAGAACAGCUGAAGGUUUAGCAAGGAGUCCUCGUCGAAGUGAACUAGAAUCAAGGCUGAAUGAAAUCAAUGCUGGCAAGCCGCAGUGUCCAGUAAAUCUAAAUACUCUCAUAAUUCCGCGGAAAAAAUCAUCAAAAAUGUGUGGCUCAUCUAGACAACCAUAUGUAUACCUCAGUUGUGGUCAUGUACAGGGGAAACAUUCAUGGGGUAAAAGUGACAAGAUUGAUAGUGGAAUUUUAUACAAAUGUCCAAUAUGUCUAGUAGAUUCAUCUAAAGUCAUUCAGUUAAUAAUGGGAAUGGAAUCGGCUUUCCAUCUUGAUUCAGAUGCAUUGGAUUAUGCUUUCAACCCUUGUGGUCAUGUUGCUUCAUUAUCUACUGUUAGGUACUGGUCUCGCAUCCCGCUACCAUAUGGAACAAAUAGUUUUUAUCCGGUGUGUCCAUUUUGCACUUCGUUGUUAUGCAUGGAUAAGCCAUAUGUUAAGCUCAUUUUUCAAGAUCACUGCUUUGACUCGUGA
Molecule: messenger RNA, 1455 nt
Organism: Thelazia callipaeda (thelaziosis nematode)
Lineage: Eukaryota; Metazoa; Nematoda; Chromadorea; Rhabditida; Thelaziidae
Source: the annotation of a GenBank genome assembly